UGUAAUGUAAAAUAUAAACAAUUGGAACGCGCGUUUCAAGGAGCACAGUGUGUAGUGUAGCUUCUUCAAUAUUUAUUGAUUUACGCUUUUAUCGCCCAAGGUCUUCAAUUACAGUUAAAUCAAUUAAUUGCUUUGCUUUUCAAGUGAUUAUAGUAAUUUUAUUAGCAUGUGCUCCGUUGAUCAAGAUUUCACUAAUGAGAAUUCAAUGUUAGAUUCUGAUGCAGAAGCUGCUUUUUUGCAGGAUUUAGUAAAUGGGAAACCGGUCAGAAAAAGUACUUCUUUGCAUAAAAUGAAACCGGAAAGAAAUUACUCUAAAGUUUUAGUUAUAUAUACAGGUGGAACGAUAGGUAUGAUUAAGAAUGAAAAAGGAGCUUAUGAAUCUGUAUCAAACUUAAUGGAAAAGAAGAUAAAAACAUAUCCUCAACUUCAUGAUCCUACUGCUGCAGAAGAAUUUCAACCUUUCUUUCCCGAUGAAAAUAUUCUAGUCUUACCUGAUACUGGAGAAGCAUGUAGAGUAGUCUAUACAGUUGAAGAGUAUAAUCCUUUGUUAGACUCCUCCAAUAUGACCAUGGAUGACUGGAUAAGAAUAGCAAUGGACAUAAAGAAAGCGUAUGAAGAAUACAACGGAUUCAUAGUGUUACAUGGAACUGAUACUAUGGCGUAUACUGCAUCAGCGCUUUCUUUUAUGUUAGAGAAUUUAGGCAAAACAGUUAUCAUUACAGGUUCACAGAUACCGUUAUAUGAAGCACGAAGUGACGGUAGAGACAAUCUGAUGAAUUCUUUAAUAAUAGCUGGAAAUUAUUGCAUUCCGGAAGUGACUAUUCUUUUUAAUAAUAAACUCUUCAGAGGAAACCGAACCAGUAAAAUCAGCACAUCCAGUUUAGAUGCAUUUAGUUCACCGAACUUGCCACCCCUUGUAAAAAUGGGAAUUGGGAUUCAUGUUGAAUGGAGAAAUGUGUUUCGUCCAUCAAGCAUUGAAAAGUUUAGUGUUCACAGUUCCCUAAAUCACAAUGUUGGACUAUUAAGGCUGUUCCCUAGCAUUACUGUUGAAGUGGUUCGUGCCUUCUUAAGUCCACCAAUCGAAGGAGUUGUUUUGCAGACAUAUGGUGCUGGAAAUGGACCUUCACAAAGGAAGGAUCUUUUUGAUGAAUUGAAACGAGCACAUCGGAGAGGAGUCAUAAUUGUAAACUGCACACAAUGCUCUCUUGGCCAAGUGGAUCCGUCCUAUGAAACUGGAAGGGCUCUUGUUGAUGUAGGUGUAGUUCCUGGAUCUGAUAUGACACUUGAAGCAGCUUUAACUAAGUUAAGUUAUGUACUUAGCAAGAAAGAAUGGACGAUUCAAACAAAAAGAACUAUGAUGAAGGCUAAUUUACGAGGAGAACUAACUGUUUAUAAAGACAUGAAAUUUGAAGACAUAGAUGUUGUGACUGCCGUCAUCAAAACUCUUAGAUUGUCUUCUUCAGAGGAAGUGGAUGCUUUAAGAGAUGCUAUUUCUCCUGCUAUAUUGUGUAGUAUUGUAUCUGAAGGAAAUUUAGAGAAACUUGAAAUAAUGAGACAAUUUGGUGCAUAUCUUUCUGCUUGUGAUUACGAUUAUAGAACUCCUCUCCAUAUAGCUUGUGCCGACGGAAAUAUAACCAUUGUUGAAUAUCUACUUAAACAUGGCGCUAGUAUUCAUAUGAGAGAUAGAGAGCAUAGGACUCCAUUAAUGAAUGCAGUUCAAAAUGAUCAUCAUGAAGUAAUUAAACUUCUUGUAAAGGCUGGAGGUUAUUUGAAUUUGCCAUCUUCAAUCAUAGCCGAUAUGAUAUGCAGUGCUGCAAAAGAUAAUAAUUUGCGUCGACUUGAAUCUUUGUAUUUGGCGGGUGCAGAUCUAAAUGAAAUUGAUACUACAAGAAGAUCGGCUCUGCAUUAUGCUGUUGAAAUGAAUAAUGAAGAUGCUGUUAAUUUUUUGUUGGAACAUGGAGUAAAUUUUACUCAGCGCGACCUUUAUGGUAACAAUGUCUGUGAUAUUGCUAAGAUUUUAAAACAUGACAGUUUGAUGGAAAUUUUAGGAAAAAUUUCCAACUCUGAAUAAGGUUUUUAGUCUUAAUUUCAAAUUUUAGGCUUCUAGUCAAAGAAAAUUGCCUUUUUACUGAAGACUAUUUUUCAACUUCCAGCUUGAAAGUUUGUAAGAUAUUUUCGUUGUUGCUUUGUAUUUAUUUAUUCUGGGAUUUUGCUUUAAAUUCAAUUUCGGUGCAAAUAUUUGCUCAAUAACUCCUAAUGUUAAAAAUAUAUAAAUUUCUUGCACCUUCCAUUUUAUUCCGAUAUUUAUAAUACAAAUCAUUUGAUUAAGAAAACGUUCAACACACAGAUUAAAAUUAUUGUCAAGUUUUAAAAGGGGAAGUAAUUUGAAGAAGAUAGGAAUGAAAAAAGUGUUUUGUUAUUAUUAUACUUUAUCUAUAUCUGACUGAGCAUCAUUAUUCUUUUAAUGACCUCAAUUGCAGGCAAAACAAUUGAGUAGGAAAUCAAAAUAUAUCUGAGAAAUGAGAUACCUUAAGUUAAAUUACAUUAAAAAUUAUUUUUAAUUUACUUCUCUCUUGUUUUGAUGGCAUGUUACGAUAUGCGAUGAAUUAAAAAAUGUAUUUUUAAUAUUUGCCUAGCAAUUAGGACAGAGAAGAGUACUUGAAAAUGACAAGAUAUAAAUGUGAAAGUUUUAGACCAACUAUGAGAAAUGUUUUUGUAAGACAUUGUAAAUUUGUUUAGAAAAGAAAUUAUAUAAUCAUAAUUGAGGCUUGUGCAGCGUGCAUCUUCUAUGGCAUGUUAAGAAUCCUCAUUAUAAUGCUGCUUUUUCAAAGGUCUUUCAGGUUACAUUUUCUAGCAUUUUUAAAAGUUUAUGAACUCUGUUGCCUCAGCAUGAGUAGCAUUGUAAUUUUAUUGCCUAUGAAGAAUAACAUAUACAUGUAGAUUUUUGAAGUAUAAGUCAGCUAUCCUUUUAUCUGUCAAAAGCAUUAUGAUAAUCUGCACUCGGCCUCAUUUGGUAUUUUUCAAAUUUCGAUUAUACUAUAUUUAUAAAUUUAAUAAUUGUAUUUCUUUAUUUUGGGAAAAGCAUUUUGGUUGUCUUAAGCCAAUCAAAUUCAUUUCUAUUAAAGCACGAUUGCAUAAAUAUUUGUGUGAAGGAAUUAAAGUAAACUCCCAUGUUUGAUAAACAGUCAUGAAUUGAAAUACUUUUUAUCAUUCGUCAGAUGGCCUUCAUAAUAAUAAUUUAACUUCCCUAGCUGUUUCAGCAAGGCUUAUACCUAAGAAAGUAAUAAUUCCAGUCAUUUUGAUUUGAAGAUUAAAGAUUAGAUUAUUAGAUUAAAGACAAGAUUAUUAAAAUAAAAAAUAUUACUAAUGAAUUUCCAUAAUUUUAUUUUGUAAGUACAUUAAAUGAGAGCGCAUUUGGACUUCAAAAGCUAAGGGACAUAUAGAGAAAUAAUUAUUCCCUAUUUUUUUUAAAUUGUUACUAAAUUGUUACCUUUCCCUUUUUACUAAAUUGUUACCUUUUUAUUUCAAUUUACAUUAACAAUUCAUUGAAAACUCAUGGAUAAUUCGAUAUAAUAUAAAAGUAAUUUUGAUUUCAUUGCAAUAUUAGGCAUACAAUAAUGAAUUCUAAAAAUUUGUGGAAUUUCUCCGAACAUGCAUCUUUUAUAGAUGCCCCUAUUACUGUUUAAGUAUUUGGUUGUAAAUGUGACAUGGGAAGUAAUAUUCGGAAUUUUACUGUUCGCGAUUUUAUAUUAAAUCUUAAUACAAAUUAAAGUAGAAAUAUCUAAUCCUUAGCAUUGCAGAAGAUAAAUUUAUAAUACUUACUUUUAUUCUGUUACAUGCUGAUAGCUGUGUAAUCUUUUUUUAUGUAGUUGGUUUCUCAAUCCAUAUUCUGAAGCAUAUAUUCUAAUAAGGGCCAUAUGGUGAUUACUGUAAUUUGCUCAAAUGAAUAUUGAUGCUCUAAAUGUAUUGGGUAUUGCUAUAUUUAGUAAAGAAAACAUGUGGGUUGAAAAAACUGAGCUGCUAUUAUAUUGGAAAUCAAAAAUAGGUCAAAACUCAAUUUUUGGCUUGAUGUAAUAUACAAAUAUAUUAUCGCGCUGCUGUAUUUUUGUAUUGUAUCUUCUACAUAGUUUUGCAGAAUUGAGCUAUUUUUCUCUUCCCUUUUAGUUUAAUAGGUUGAACUUUUUGGUCAUUUUUUAUGACAUGAUGCAUCACUGAAUGACAAUCUAUGACUUAUCUAUCUGUCAUAUGAUUCGGCUUGAUAAUUAAUGAUAAAUUAAUAUAUCUAUUCUUAUGAUUUCUUUAUUACAAAAUUUUACAUAAACAACAUGCUUGAUAAAACUUUAAUGUAUGGAAACUUUAAUUAUUAUCACUAUUAAAAAAAGUGAAAAUCGACAAAAAAAAAAAAAAAGAUUUAAUUCUGUCCAUGGAAGAAUAUUUUGAUUUCUCUCUCCCUUUCAGGGGUGGUGAAUAUCUUUGAGUUUAGUUGAUCGUCAUAAAAAGUUUUGAAUUUACUUUUAUGUUAAAAAUUUUCUAAUUAGACUAGAGAUUUAUGUACAUCUUGUAUGUUAAGUAAAUGGAUUGAAAUAUGAAAAGCAUAUAGAUUGUAUUAAAAAAAUAUAAAAUCCUGAACUAUUGUCAGGAAUGUAAUAUAUCAUUAUGUUGAGAAUUCUUAAUGGUCAUAUUUGAAGUCUAAUUUUAUAAUAGACUUGGAAUGAUAAAAUUUCUAUGAACACUUUAAAUAACACUAUGAUCCACUAAUAACAUGAUUAUCAGCUUCAAAUUUACAUUAGACUACAACUCCAGCAGUUAUACAUUAUUUUAUAAACGAGAAAAAAAAAAGGAAAUUUUUUCGAUUUUUGAAAGCACAUAAAAUUUAAAUAAGCAUUUGUUAUCCAAAGAUCUCAAGGUGCCCAAUCUAAGUAUGGUACUCUACUCUGCCAGUAUUCUUGAUUAAAGAAGUCCAAGUAUUAAGCUUCGGAUAUAAUAUAUUCAAAGAAAAUCUCAUCUAAUAUUAUUAAUAGUGUAUUCGAAUUAUCUUAAGGAAAAAUACUUAGUUAUAUCUUAAAGACAAAAUAAAAAAUUUAGUUGAUUUUUUGUUGUUGAGAAGUUAAAAGAAAAACCCAGCAGUGUUUCAAUUCAGAAAACAGUUGAAUGUGUUGAUUGUUCUAUCAUUAUAUUUCAGACUACCUGUUUACUGUAUUUACACUUCAAAAUACCAUCCUGUCAAAAGUUUAAGACUUUCCAAAAGAAUAUUUUGUUUGGCUCCUAUAGGAUAAAAAUAAUACGCGUAUGGAAGAUGUUAAUAGAAGUUUUGCUAUAAAGUCUUUCAAAUGUAAUAAAGAAGUUUAAAAAGUUUAAUCCACGUUUUUCUUAAAUUACGCCCUAGCUAUUAUAAUCUAAAAUCAUUUGAUAUUUUCGCAUGGUUACAGGUACUUUUGAACCGUACUAUUUAAAAAUGUCUCAGUAUGAAAUUCUUAUGCAAAUUUUAAAGAAUAUAUGAAUGAAAGAUAUUUGCUUUAAGAAAAGAAUGAAAUUUACUGAAGUACUAAUUUUAUAAAAUAUACAUUGUGUUUAUAAAUUUCUACAUAGCACAUGUUUUAUUAAACAUAACUUUGUAUUUGCUUUAAAUAAUCAACAAUUUAUUUCGUUUCCUUUAACCUGUUGAGUUUGAAAUUAUGUAAGAACUUGAUAAAUUUCUGCUUUCCUAUGCCAUUAUAUUAGUUUGAUUUUCGACAAAUGAAAUUAUUUUAAGUUAUAAUAAUGAAUCAUCCAAUUUUGAAUACAUCCGGUGGAAUAAUAUAAUGCAACUAAACUGUGGCACUUUAAAGAAAAUUUAAAAAACAAUGAAAAAUAAACUCCAUAUACAUUUAAAAUUUUAUUGCUUGUAAACUAAUUUAUUAAUUGCAUUAGCACUUAUUGUACAUGUUUCAAUACAUUAUAGUGUAUGUGAAAUUACAAAAAACUCAGCCUAAUGAGAUUUUUAAUAAUGAUAACUGCUCAAAUCAUACAUAUAUGCUUUUAACAUGAACACACAAAAAGACAUUUUGAAUUUUCUAUGAAAAUAUUCUAAAUGUAUUUUGGCAUGGAUAAUUUUUCAAAAAUGCUGCAGAAGUUAUAAACAUUUAUCUAAUAAUAUAAUCUUGCAUAUCUAGUUAUAUGUUAAAUAUUCACAUACUAUAAAACAUUUUUUAUUAAGCAAUUAUAAAUAGUGAAAGCUGUAUAAAGUCAAGACUGUUUAUUAAUUAUUUUUUUCCAUUUUUUUUUUUUUUCAUUUUUUUAUAAAUAAAUUGUGCAGAAAAGUCUAAUUAAUUUUUGUAUCCUAAUUUUGCAUAAUUUUGAAGUUUGUUUUUAUGUAGUUGUAUUCAAUUUUGAAAUCAUUUCUUAGUAUCUGUUAAAAAGUAAAUUCUUUUAGAAUUCCUGAAUUAUAAAACAAGCUUAUUUUCAGUUCAGUGGUUAUGUAGAUUGUUUCUCGUGCAUUUUUGAAAUUAAAACGAUCAUUUUAUAUCAACUAUGUGUUUGCAAAAUUCAUACAGUAUAAAAUCAUAACUUAUUUUUAAUAUUGUGUGCCUUUUACAUUUUUAGAUAUAUUUUAUGUUUUAUUUUGUGUUUUUUAGGUAACUAUGUAUUUAUUUCUUUGUACAGAAACAUUUAUGUUUGUUAAAAUUUACUUUUAUGGGGGGUUUUUUAUGUAUUCAACAAAACUAAUAUUUCGAAUUGAAGUUUUCACUGUUAUGAAUACAUUGUAAAACUAGUUGUGAUUCUUCAUAUUCUCACUCUUUUUUUCAAAGGAAUAUAUUAUGUAUUGUUAAGAAUUUUUGUUAGAAUAUUUAUUUACUUUUGUAUAUAAUUUUUACUUGAAAAGGGUUUUUUUCUUUUUUGGAAGCAUAUACAACCAGAGGCAAAUAUAAAAGAAUACUAAUCCAUCAAGAUUUCAUUAACACUAAAUGACCGUCUGAUAAUGCUUUCAUAAAAUGCGAGUUUCUUUGAAAUAUUUUCAUCAAUAUUGAUAGAGCUAUAGAGCAACUCCUUGAUUUAGAUUCUUUUGAUAAAAGCAUGCAUUUUUAAUGCUUAUUUUCCUUCUAUAUGUAUCACUGAUCAAUUUGUGAAAAGUUUGAGAUUUAUAUUUUGUCCUUUUAACUAAAACAAAGUGAUGUGUCUCUUAAGUUAAUAAUCAUGUAUUAAAAUUAUUUUAAUAAGCUGUUGCAUAUUAUAAUAUUUGUUUUGUAACUAAUUGAUAUAAUUAUAUUUGAAAUUCUACUGUAUAUAUAAAGAACAAGUUAUGGUUCAUUGAUUGGAACAUAUAUAUUGUAUUGUUUUCAACAAAAGAAAUUUCUGUAUCAUUAUAUGCAAAUCUCAUUUAUGAUAAGCAGUUUCAUUCAAAAGUACUUUUGGACUGACUAAUUACAAAGUUUCUGAAUGUAACUUGCUGUGGACAUUUGUUUCUAUUCAAAGACCUGCAAAGAAGGGACAAUGUAGAGACAUUAUAUACAUUUUUUUUAAAUUUAUCUUAGUCUUAAUGGAUCAAUUUCUAAAUGUGCUAUUAUUAAAAGUUUAUUUGAAAACAAGUGCUGUAGGUGCAAAUGUCCCAGGCACCAGUUUUAUUUACAGUAGUAUUUACAGUAGUAACAAAACGUUUUUUUUUACUUUAAAAGUGGUAUAGACACACUAUUAAGGGAACGAAACUAUAAUGCUAUACCCCGGACACCGUUUAUAGUAACAGAAAUAUUGAUGUGAAAUACGGUGAAAACACUGCAUGCCCAAGGUAUCAGUUACUCAUACUAUGUCAUUGUUGAAAGUAUGUACUUUUUCCGAUAUUCUCAAAUGCUGUUUCAUCAGUUAUUUUUAAUGUAAAUUCUGAUUUUAUAUUUUACUAAAGUAUAAUUUGAUUCUCUGUAGUUAUGUGAUAUUAAGUUAGAUAUUUUAUUAAAGAUGGAUUUAUUAUAUUCACAUUUUUUUAAUCCCAUUACAAAAAGGAAUAUAGAAUCAAUUUCUUUUAAAAAGUCUUUUCUAUUUUCAAGCAAAUUUGACUUUAGGAUAAACAUUUGCCUUUAAAAACAGGACGAAUAAUAAAAGGUGAUACAAUAUAUUUAUUCACAUAAUGAUAUUUUACAGAAUGGAUUUGAUGUUUUUAUAGCAUAUAUUGCAAUUAUAAUGCUGUUCCAAUACUAAAUAAAUUUUUAAAAAACAUCAAUACUAAUUUACAUUAAAAAGCUCAUAAAUAUUCAUUACAGGAAAAAAAAUAUGCUCUAUAUAUGUCCUCUCCUUUUGGUAUAUUAAUUGAAAUAAUAUAUUAUCAAAUUUUACAAAGAAAAGCAUAAGGCACAUGUUUGUCAUUUAUAAUGCAUCAUCACCACUUUAAAUCCCCAAUCAUCUUCUACUUAAAACUAUGCCAUUCUUAGAAUCUGCCUCAGAAAAGAAUGUCCUCCCCCCCCCCCUUUUUUUUUAAUAAGCAUAUUUUUAAGUUGAAAAUAAUUGUAAUUGGGUCUGUAAAAACGUAGAAUCUCUAUUGAAUUUUGUAUCUUAUUAGUAAUAAAUUAUCUGGUUUACUUUUGUUGUGAUA
Molecule: messenger RNA, 8560 nt
Organism: Argiope bruennichi
Lineage: Eukaryota; Metazoa; Arthropoda; Arachnida; Araneae; Araneidae
Product: L-asparaginase 1-like
Exons: 14
Coding region: 167-2071 (634 amino acids)
Biological process (GO): amino acid metabolic process
Molecular function (GO): protein binding; asparaginase activity
Source: RefSeq, a predicted model, not a curated record